UCCGCGCGCCGCCUCCACCUGAUGCCUCAGUCUCUCAUUCAGUCCUGAAAGUCAGAGCUGUGGAGGUCUCACUUCCUCCUCGGAGAUGUUCAAAGGUUCCUAUUUUUUUAUCGGAGAAAGGGACCCCUGACGUUCAGCCGCGCGCGCAGAGAGGAGCGUGGACGCUUCAUCUGUAACGGAAAUGCGACGGCAGACAAAGAAGAAUGUGGCUCUGGCUGUGCUGCUUCUCAUCAGUGGGCUGUACUUCAUUAGUCAUUCAGACUUCUUCAUAACUAGAUCACUUGAGCCACCUCUAAGUGAGUUAAGCUGGCAUGGAGAAAGGCUGAUCAGUAAAGAGUCCUGGGUGGAGCGGGGAGGUUACCUGCCUCUCAAUGUGAGCUAUCAGCUGCUGGCUGGAGCGCCAUCUACCCAGCAAAGGUUUUUGACAGUUGGGAUGUCAUCGGUGAAAAGGAGCAAGGGCAGCUAUCUCAUUCCCACCUUGCAGUCCCUCUUCUCUCAGUCAUCUCCUGAAGAGCGCUCCUCCAUGGUCGUGGUAGUGCUGCUAGCAGAUUUUGAUGUCAGCUGGAGAAUUGCUACGGUCAAUGAAAUAAAAACAGUGUUUGCUGUGGAGCUGGAACAAGGCCAGCUUGUGGUCAUCCAUGUCUCUCAAGACUGGUACCCGCCUCUUACAGGUAUAAAGAGGAAUUACAACGAUGCCGCGGAACGGGUAACUUUCCGCUCCAAGCAGAACUUGGAUUACUGCUUCCUGACCACCUACAGUGUAGGUGUUGGACAGUACUACCUCCAGCUGGAAGAUGAUGUCUCUUCUGCCAAAAACUUCCUCACAACCAUUAGGAGACACGUUGAGGAGCAGAACAGGAAGAAGGAGACCUGGGCAAUGCUGGAAUUCUCAACUCUUGGCUUCAUUGGGAAGCUCUACAAGUCGACUGAACUUCCUCUACUGGCUCGGUUCCUUUUCCUCUUCUACCAGGAAAUGCCCUGCGAUUGGUUGAUGACUCAUUUCCGACUAUUGAUGACCCAGAAAGAACCAAUUCUCUUGAAACCAUCAUUGUUCCAACAUAUGGGAACAUUUUCUUCCUUCCAGGGAACGUACAACAAGCUGAAGGACAAGGACUUUGAGGAAGUGCUCUACUCCAAUCCUUCAGCUGAAGUCUUCUCUAACAUCUCAACCUACCAGAAACACUUCCCCAAACUUGCUUGGGAUGCCGGGGAGGGAUUCUUUUGGGGACGUUCCCCGGUCAAAGGACAUCAGCUGACAGUGGUGUUCCUUGACCCCGUAGUGGUGACAGGGAUUUUAGUAGAAACAGGAUCAGGAGGCAAAGACCUCCUGGACUCGGCUCAGGUGGAAAUAGGCCAUGAUGUGGUAACCACAGAGAAAGAGAAGAGCUGUAAAGAAUUCCAGUCAGUGGGAACAUUUGAGAAUGGGAGGUUUGAGAUGCAGGAGUUGGAUAAAAAGUUCAGCUCUGCCUCUUCGUGUCUGAGGAUACUGGUGACAGCUGCCCAGAAGGACUGGGUCAUCAUUCAGAAAAUCAGGAUCACAACAAGCUGAGUACGUGAUGGUGCCAAGUGUUCAUCAGUCUUCUUUAACUCUGAUUUUCUUUGGUUUACGUACAAACAGCAUCAGAAUUUUCUGCCUGUUUCUAUGAUGAAACAAACAAUUAAAACUGUCAAGCCUCUAUAGAUCUGUGAUGCUGUGAUAAUCUGUUGCCUCUUCAACCGAAAAACAGUAGCUGCGUUUACAUGGAGCAACAACUGUAGAAAUUGCACAA
This is a messenger RNA of Melanotaenia boesemani (Boeseman's rainbowfish), 1769 nucleotides long. RefSeq names its product alpha-1,3-mannosyl-glycoprotein 4-beta-N-acetylglucosaminyltransferase C-like. The coding region runs from base 182 to 1549 and encodes 455 amino acids. The record is from RefSeq and is a predicted model, not a curated record. Gene Ontology annotation, biological process: protein N-linked glycosylation. Lineage: Eukaryota; Metazoa; Chordata; Actinopteri; Atheriniformes; Melanotaeniidae. Gene Ontology annotation, molecular function: acetylglucosaminyltransferase activity. The transcript has 5 exons.